AUGGCAGAAUCAAUUCUAUUUGACAUUGCGACUGAGGUUCUGAAGAAGAUAGGCUCUCUUGUGGGUCGGCAAGUGUCCUCGUUGUGGAAUCUUGAAAGUGAUUUAGAAAGCCUUGCGGGAACCCUGAGCACUAUCCAAGCCGUGCUCUUGGAUGCUGAGAAAAAGCAGGCACACGAUCAUCAGCUGCGUGACUGGCUUGGGAAGCUUAAGGAUGUUCUCCUUGAUGCUGAGGACGUUUUAGAAGAAUUCGAGUUUCAAGCUCCUGGGAGGGAAGUGGUGAGACAAAAGAGGAGCACAUCAAGAAAGGUACGUCAAUUCUUUUCAAGCUCCAAUCCUGUUGUUCUUCGAUCUCAAAUUAUUCAUAAAAUCAAGCAGAUUAGAGAAAGGCUAGAUCGGAUUGCAGGUGAUAGAAGAAAUUUUACUCUUAUUGAGAGUACUCCUGUUGAAGUUAGUUAUGUGAUUCCAAAGGAGAGGGAGACUAAUUCCUUCUUGGGGGCUUCUUGUGUUAUUGGAAGAGAGAAUGAUAAAGAAAAGAUCAUAAGCUUUUUAAUGCAACAAACCGACAAUAAUGUCUCUGUCAUUCCAAUAGUUGGAAUUGGGGGUUUGGGUAAAACUACUCUUACUAAAAUGGUUUAUAAUGAUAAAAGGGUAGAUAAGUUCUUUCCAUUAAAGAUGUGGGCAUGUGUGUCAGAUGACUUCGAUGUCAUCAGAUUGAUGAAAGAAAUUAUUAGAUCUGCAACAGAUCAUGCUCAGGAUUGUGGUAAGUUAAAAGGAGAUGAAAUUCCGAAGCGUUUACAGGAAAUUUUGACAGGUAAAAAUUUUAUGCUUGUCUUGGAUGAUGUUUGGAAUGAGAAGCCGAUGAAAUGGUUGGAAUUGAAAGACUUACUAAUGAAUGGUGUCAGCGGAAGUAAAAUUAUUGUGAGCACACGAAGUAAAAGAGUUGCAGAAAUAAUGAACACUAUUCCCUCUCAUUUUUUACAAGGUUUUUCCAGUGAGGAAUCCUUGUCAUUAUUUAAGAAGUAUGCGUUCAAAGAUGGAGAAGGGAAAGAUUUUCCAAGGCUUAUAAAAUUUGGGAAGGACAUUGUAGCAAAAUGUAAAGGAGUUCCGUUGGCUGUGGAUAGAGAUAAUGAAGACAUCUUACCAGUAUUGAAAUUGAGCUAUGAUCAUUUGCCAUCUCCUUUGAAGCGAUGUUUUACUUAUCUUUGCUUGUUUUCGAAGGAUUAUAAUUAUAAAAAUGAUUAUGUGGCCCAAUAUUGGAUGGCGCUUGGACUUCUUAAAACCUCUUAUGAAACUGAAGAGCUAGAAGAUGUUGCUUCUCAAUAUAUCAAAGAUUUAUGGUCAAGGGGUUUCUUAGAGGAUUUCUGGGAUCGAAAUUUUUGCUGGCAAUUUAGAGUGCAUGAUCUUGCACUAUCAAUGACAAAAGUUGAUAACUCAAGGAGUGUCCGAAGCGUUAUCCUUCCAACAGCAAAGAAAUACGGAGAUGCGCCUAUUCUUGGAUCAUUUAUUAGUGAAGAUAUAUCUAAAUUCAAGUACCUCCGACUAUUAUUCUUGUAUGGUAUAUUUUUCGAAGAGUUGCCAAAUUCUAUCGGUACAUUGAGACAUUUGAGAUACCUUGAUCUAGCUCAUAAUUCUUCAUUGAAGAAGAUCUCUGAAUCUAUUUGCGAGCUUCAAAAAUUGCAAAUGUUAAGACUUCGUAGUUGUUAUCAGCUUAAGAAGUUGCCUAAUAACAUACGCAAAAUAAUCUCCCUUAGAUACUUGGAAAUAACCACACAAGAGGAGGUUCUUCCAGAAAAUGAAAUUGGAUGUUUGGGUUCCCUUCAAUAUUUGUACUUAUAUCACUGCUACAAUCUAGUAAGUUUGUGUGAAGGGAUGCAAGGUCUGAAAAGCCUCCGAGCGUUGCAUCUAGAAAACACUUCUGUGAGCUCGUUACCAAAUACUAUCAAAUACCUGACAAAAUUAGAGAUGUUAGUGAUUUCGUUUAGCCGCAAGCUUAAUUUGAAGAUGGAAUUGCAAGCAGAAGAUCUUGACCUGAGGCUGAGUCUUAAAAAAUUCAUAGUUUAUGGUUUAGAUUCACUAGUGGAUUUGCCCCAGCUUCUUUUUCAAGCAUCUGCUGGCACUCUGAAGUACAUAGAGAUUGGAACGUGUAAAAACUUAGAAGCACUACCGGAGUGGUUUGAAAAUCUCACAUCACUUGAAAAACUUCAGAUUAAAGACUGCCCCAGAUUGUCAUCUCUUCCAGAAGGGAUAAAACGCCUUACUUCCCUUAAGGAAUUGGUGAUUAGAGACUGUCCUGAUCUGAUUGAAAGCUGCAGAAAUGAUGAGUCGAAGAUUGCUCAUAUUCAACUGAACCUUUCAGAGCCAUUAACUGAAACAGCAGGAGCUGAUGAAGUCAUUGGAGACCUUAGGAGGAAGCUUGAACUCUUUCAAACAAAAGUCGGUCAAGCCGUCAGCGUGUUGAAGCCUCAGUUAAGCAGUGAAAGCCAGAGCAGUGCAGUGGCAGCAAUCCAAGAGCUAGAAGCGCUGGCAAAGAUGGACAUUAGCACGCCAUUGAAAGAGGAUACUCAAGUAGCACAAUCACAGCCUCCAGAACAACAACCACCACCGCAACCACCGCCGUUGUAA
Messenger RNA from Pistacia vera, 2622 nucleotides. Its product is annotated as putative disease resistance protein RGA3. Gene Ontology annotation, molecular function: ADP binding. The record is from RefSeq and is a predicted model, not a curated record. NCBI's taxonomy places the organism in Eukaryota, Viridiplantae, Streptophyta, Magnoliopsida, Sapindales, Anacardiaceae. The transcript has 5 exons. Gene Ontology annotation, biological process: defense response to other organism. Bases 1 to 2622 code for a protein of 873 amino acids.